CGCAGCAGUGUGUACCCGUCCGUCACUUUUGUUGGCGUGACAAGAAUUAAACGGUUAUGUAGUGCGGUCUUUUGUCAUUCUUAUAGAAGAAAAGCGUUAUUCGAGCACUCUUCCUCGCAUGCAUCAGGAUGCGGCGAUGUCUUUAUGUCGUCGGUUGUUACGUGGGGUGAAAAGCAAAUGCUAGCUAGUAGCUACCUAGCUAGCUUAUUUAGCCACAGUAAAGGCGACACGAGCUAACUACUUUUUCUCUCUGGCUGAGUCAUCAUGGCACAGACAGAGGGUCUGUACUCAGUUUCUCUUGGUGUGAGGGGUAUGACUUGUGGCUCCUGUGUUCAGUCCAUAGAGAAACACAUUGGAUCUCUGCCUGGUGUAAUCCAUAUUAAGGUGUCUUUGGAGCUGGGGAAUGCCACUGUUAUAUUUGACAGCAGCCAACAGACCUCAGAGUCUCUUUCUGAGGCUAUCGAGGACAUGGGAUUUGAAUCAAAUCUAUUGCUGUCCAGCACAACCACUCCGGUUACUACUGAUUCCCAGCUCAUCCUCACAUCAGGCUUGGCACCUGCUGCCCAGCAGGAGGCUUUGGAGAGGCUAUCCCAGAUUCAGGGAGUAUUGGACAUAAAGCAAAACCAGGGCCAAAUGGGUUUCACCAUCACAUAUGUUCCUUCUUUGAUAUCAGCACUGCAGCUAAGUAAUGUGAUGGCCAGCAUAGCACCCCUGGAAUUCCCAUUACCCAGCAUCCCCACACAGAAAGACCCAACUUCAGCCUCAUCACACAGAUCAGAAGACAGAGCAACAUUGCUGAAGUUGUGCAUUGAGGGAAUGACCUGCCAUUCCUGCACUACCACGAUUGAAGGCAAAAUAGGAAAAUUCAAAGGGAUUGAAAAGAUAAAAGUGGUUUUAGAGUCUCAGGAAGCUACAGUUGUCUACCUGCCUUACCUCAUCACUGUUCAAACCAUUAUUGAUCAGAUUGCUGCUGCUGGUUUUAAAGUUUCUACUAAGUCCAAGCCCCGCCCUCUGCAGCUGGUUUCUGGUGAUAUUGAACAUUUCAUUGACUCUCAAAGGUCAACAGCUUCUCCACCAGAGGCAUCAAAAGAGACAGAAAUCUUCAUAGACACAACCCUUGUUACACUCAUGGUGAAGGGCAUGCACUGCAGAUCCUGUGUGGUCAAUAUCCAAGACAAUAUCUCAAUAUUGCCUGGCGUCUCCUCUGUGGAGGUCUCCCUGGAGAAGGAGAAAGCUUCCAUCUGUUACGACCCUUUAAAGAUCACAGUGCCUCAGCUGCAGCAGGCAAUUGAAGCACUGCCUCCCGGGAACUUUAAAACUCAGCUAUGGGAGAACUCUGACCCACUCAGUUCUGUAGCCAUAUCACCGACACCUAUCUUACCGUCACCACGAGCAAACCAGGCCAAAAAUACUCACUUUCAACCAUGUUUUUGUCAGCCACUGGCAGCAGUAGCAAGUGUUCACAUCGAGGGCAUGACAUGCAAUUCCUGUGUCCAGUCCAUUGAAGGCAUGAUUUCCCAAAGGAAGGGGGUAAUGUCUGCCCAGGUCUCUCUCGCUGAUCAUCAGGGCAUCUUUGAAUAUGAUCCCCUCCUGACCACACCAGAGGAAUUGAGGGAGGCUGUAGAAGACAUGGGCUUUGAUGCAUUCCUACCUGAAACAAAUUCUCUUCUGCCUGUCUCGGAUUCCAGUCUCUCUAAAUCUGCAACACUAACAACUGUAAAAGAUAAAGAGCUUGGUAGUGACUCAUACAAAGAACCUCCCCAGAAAUGCAUCAGAGAAAUGCAUUCAAAAUGUUACAUCCAAAUAGGAGGGAUGACCUGUGCCUCCUGUGUGGCAAAUAUUGAGCGUAACUUAAAGAAUGAAACAGGAAUCUUCUCAGUUCUGGUAGCACUCAUGGCAGGUAAAGCUGAGGUCCGUUAUAACCCCGACGUCAUCGACCCUGUGAAGAUUGCAGAGUGUGUAAGAGAGCUGGGCUUCACUUCCUCCGUUAUGGAAAACUAUGAAGGUUCAGAUGGAAACCUUGAGUUGAUCGUCAGAGGAAUGACGUGUGCUUCUUGUGUUCACAAAAUUGAAUCCAAUCUUACAAGACAAAAAGGCAUUAUAUACGCCUCUGUUGCCUUGGCAACCAACAAAGCACAUGUUAAGUAUGACUUAGAAAUUAUAGGACCACGAGACAUCAUCAAGCUGAUCGAGAAUCUGGGCUUUGAAGCGUCUUUGGCUAAGAAGGACCGCUCCGCCAGUCACCUUGACCACAGCAAAGAGAUACAACAGUGGAAAAAGUCUUUCCUUGUGAGUUUAGUAUUCUGUGUGCCUGUAAUGAGCAUGAUGAUAUACAUGAUUAUCAUGGAUGAGCAGAUGAGUAGAUCACAUCACCACAACACCACAGCUGAAGAUUUCAGUCACUACCACUCCCAGAUGUUCUUGGAGAGACAGCUGCUCCCAGGACUGUCCAUCAUGAACCUCCUGUCCUUCCUCUUUUGUGUGCCUGUACAGUUUAUUGGAGGUCGCUAUUUCUACAUUCAAGCAUACAAGGCGGUGAAACACCGAUCUGCCAACAUGGAUGUGCUAAUAGUUCUGGCCACCUCCAUAGCUUUUACCUACUCAGUGGUUGUCCUGAUUGUGGCAUUGGUGGAGAGGGCAAAAAUCAACCCCAUCACCUUCUUCGACACACCACCUAUGCUGUUUGUCUUCAUCUCUUUGGGACGCUGGCUGGAGCAGAUAGCGAAGAGCAAGACCUCUGAAGCUUUGUCUAAACUCAUGUCCCUGCAAGCGACAGAGGCCACAGUGGUCACUCUUAAUGACAAUAAGUCUGUUCUCAGUGAGGAGCAGGUGGAUGUUGAGCUGGUGCAGAGGGGCGACGUGGUAAAGGUUGUUCCUGGAGGGAAGUUUCCUGUCGAUGGAAGGGUCAUUGAGGGACACUCCAUGGCCGAUGAGUCUCUCAUCACAGGUGAGGCCAUGCCUGUGACUAAGAAGCCUGGAAGCUCUGUGAUUGCAGGAUCCAUCAAUCAGAACGGCUCCCUGCUUGUCAGUGCUACACAUGUUGGCAUGGACACCACGCUGUCACAGAUUGUCAGACUAGUCGAGGAGGCCCAGACUUCAAAGGCUCCCAUCCAGCAGUAUGCAGAUAAGAUUAGUGGGUACUUUGUGCCUUUCAUUGUCGGCAUAUCUGCCCUCACUCUGAUUGCCUGGAUCGUCAUUGGGUUUUUGCAUUUCUCUAUAGUUGAGAAGUAUUUCCCUGGUUAUGACAAGAGCAUUUCCAGGGCAGAGGCAGUCAUCCGCUUUGCCUUCCAGGCCUCUAUAACAGUAUUAUGCAUUGCCUGCCCCUGUUCUCUUGGCUUGGCAACCCCAACAGCUGUCAUGGUGGGCACAGGGGUCGGAGCCCAGAAUGGAAUCUUGAUCAAAGGAGGCGAGCCACUUGAGAUGGCUCAUAAGGUCGAGUCAGUGGUGUUUGAUAAGACCGGCACCAUUACAUAUGGUGCUCCAAAGGUUAUUCAAGUCAGGAUUAUUGUGGAGGGGAACAAGAUGCCACGUUCCAGACUGCUUGCUAUUGUGGGUACAGCUGAGAACAACAGUGAACACCCUCUUGGAGCAGCUAUCACCAAAUACUGCAAGCAGGAGCUGGGCACAGACUGCCUUGGCACAUGCACAGACUUUCAGACAGUGCCGGGCUGUGGCAUCCGAUGUCAAGUCAGCAGCAUGGAGACCAUGCUGAAGCAGCUGGACAGUGACAGUGAGGACAGUAACCAGCGCAACAGCAUCCUCGUACAGAUAAGCAACACCCAAACAUCCACCAGCUCCCACCCGCUCAUCAUGGACCCCCAACCACUUAGUGUUCAGGCAGCCACCUACAUUGUGCUGAUAGGCAACAGAGAGUGGAUGAGGAGAAAUGCACUGCAUAUCACACCUGAUGUCGACGAGGCCAUGAUAGAGCAUGAGCGCAGAGGGCGCACUGCUGUCCUGGUUGCUGUGGACGAUGUGCUGUGUGCCAUGAUAGCCAUAGCAGACACAGUGAAGCCAGAGGCUGAGCUGGCAGUCCACACUCUGACCAACAUGGGUCUGGAAGUAGUACUCAUGACCGGAGACAACAGCAAAACUGCCCGCGCCAUUGCUGCUCAGGUGGGGAUCAGGAAGGUGUUUGCUGAGGUGCUGCCUUCCCAUAAAGUGGCCAAAGUAGAACAGUUGCAACAGUCAGGAAAGAGAGUGGCUAUGGUCGGUGAUGGUGUCAAUGACUCACCGGCUCUGGCCAUGGCUGACGUGGGCAUCGCCAUAGGAACUGGCACAGACGUGGCCAUAGAGGCAGCAGACGUGGUGUUGAUCAGGAAUGACCUGCUGGAUGUGGUGGGCAGCAUUGACCUCUCUAAAAAAACUGUCAGGAGGAUCAGGAUUAACUUCAUCUUUGCCCUGAUCUACAAUCUUGUUGGCAUUCCCAUUGCUGCUGGUGUGUUUCUUCCUAUCGGUCUAGUGUUGCAGCCGUGGAUGGGUUCUGCUGCGAUGGCACUGUCAUCCGUCUCUGUGGUUUUGUCCUCUCUUCUACUCAAAUGCUACAGGAAGCCCACCGCCGAGCGGCUGGAGGCGCAGCUAGGUAACAGCCAUUGGCAGGGCAGCCUGUCUGAUGUUAGUGUCCACAUCGGCAUGGGUGAGCUACGGCGACCCUCCCCCAAGCUCAGUCUGCUGGACCGUAUUGUCAACUACAGCCGUGCCUCCAUCAACUCCCUGCGCUCCGACAAGCACUCCCUCAACAGCAUGCCGCUGAACGAGCCCGACAAACACUCGCUGCUGGUGGGUGAGUCCCACUGCAACGAGGAUUUCUGUUGAGGACACAGGUCAUCGAAGACUUUCAUUCAAGUAAAAGCCCAACUCAAAGGGCUGCAGGGGAUGAUGGUCCCUCCGUCUGCUGGAGGCGCUCUCAGGCCAAGUUUGUUGGCUUAAAGAAAGCGUGCAUUCCUUGUUUUCCAGCUGGUCACAUGCACUUAUAGAGCAUGCUGCGGGAACUUACACACUAGCAGUAUCUUAAUGUUUUUAAGGCACUGAGGCUGUUUGACCAAUGUUUUGACACUUUGAAAACACGCUCAAAGAUUUGAAGCAGUUUCACAUGCAAGAAGCAGAGUGAAGCUCUCCUCUGCCUUACUGGUCUUGUUUGUUUUUUUGCCAAAACAAUCGUUAAAACAUGUCCAAAGAUGUUUUAUUAACAGUGCUCAUGUAAGAAUGGACACUGCAAAGAUUUAUCACGUUUUCGUGAAAUGAAAAAAUAACUUGUGUAAUUCUGUUUGAGUAUUUAUAUUACCCAUAUUUAUCUUUUUGUCAUUAUGUAGCAGGAAAAAUGAAGUUGAUUGUAAAUGAUAAUGCAGGACAACCCCCCCCCCCCCGCGCCAAAAAAAAAAAAAAAAGCAAAUUUUUGUGCUGA
Molecule: messenger RNA, 5404 nt
Organism: Thalassophryne amazonica
Lineage: Eukaryota; Metazoa; Chordata; Actinopteri; Batrachoidiformes; Batrachoididae
Gene: atp7a
Product: ATPase copper transporting alpha
Exons: 23
Coding region: 265-4815 (1516 amino acids)
Biological process (GO): monoatomic cation transport
Cellular component (GO): membrane
Molecular function (GO): copper ion binding; ATP hydrolysis activity; ATP binding
Source: RefSeq, a predicted model, not a curated record